This is a messenger RNA of Limulus polyphemus (Atlantic horseshoe crab), 1629 nucleotides long. RefSeq names its product protein giant-lens-like. The record is from RefSeq and is a predicted model, not a curated record. The transcript is spliced from 5 exons. Bases 132 to 812 code for a protein of 226 amino acids. Lineage: Eukaryota; Metazoa; Arthropoda; Merostomata; Xiphosura; Limulidae.
ACCUGGCUGAGCGACUAACAACGUCAAACACGUUUCACCUAAGUACAUUGCAGCUCUGUCAAGAAGCCGAACUUACAGUGAGGGUUAUAGCAGCCGGACGUAUCUAAGCGUUUCCACAAGAAUUGUUAACGAUGUUUUCUCUCUUGAUGCCAAUCCUAAUGAUGGUGAUGACGUCACCACGACCAAACGUCGUUGGUUGGCCGUUGACGAGGGAAAAACACACCGAGACGUUUCCCCCGUGUCAACCUUUCAGCGUGUGUGCAUACGUGCAACUCAACUAUCAGGGGUGGAGCUACCAAGAGCUGUGCAGCUGUCAAAACGGCUUCUCCUGCCCUCUGGUGUGGAACGUAAGGGAUGGGCAUACGAUUUCCCAUGGCAACGAUCAAUACAAGUAUUGUGAGGAAGCCCCUAGGUUAAAACUCUGCACCAAUAAAGACGUUGUGUACAGCAACUAUUUAGAAAUGUCCGAUUUUACCGGCGAGACAUUGACCAACACAGUACGUAUCCACUGCAAGUGUCCAGCGACUCAUAAGUUCGCCAGAAAUAGCAGUUCUUUCUCCCAGUAUGAACAAGGGGUCACAGCUAUAAGUGUUAAGUCACACUGCAAACUGCCACCUAUGUGUGAACCCACCGAUCCAUGCCUGACAGUAACCGACUCCUUCGAAGGUAAACGUUUCGUCAGUCGGAAGUGCUCGUGUCCCGUCGGGUACUUCUGUCCCAGGGAUGUUGGACUGGCGAUAGAGCGUGUAGAGAUGGACAAGGGCAGAUACUAUAUAAUACCAUGUUUUCCAUCAUUUCACGGCAUGAUGUAGGCAGAUUCAGAAAGGAAAAUACAUUCGAAAUCAGUGUUGUAAAAUAAGUUAAUGUCUUUCUCUCUCUCUCUCUAAACCUUCGUCAAACUUAAAAAAAAAAGUAAUUAUUAUUUUUUUUACCACGCAUUAAAUAUAAAAAUUGGCGAUUUGAAUUUUUAUCGAUAAUGUUUAGUUUCUCAGAAAUUAUCAGUUUUUUUCAUACCGAAUUAAACCACUUUGACUUCUAGAUGUGGGCAAACUUUAGCGACCUCAUUUCUUUGUUGUUGUUGGUAUCGAAAAUCAUUUAAAAAAGGCACGUUUGUCGUCAUUAAUUUAUCCAGUCUAGUGACAAAAACAUUUGGCUGUCAUCACUUUGAUAAUGGUAUAUAAUUAUUGAAUACACACGUGAUGGCAUUUAAUAUACAAAUAAGUAUAAUUUAACUCGUAUUUUUUGGUUUUUAUCGUGAAAUAUAUUUUUAAUGUCUAUUUCUAAUUUGAGCAUCAAUACAAAUACUUGGUAAUGGUUAUUAACCAAUUAACUGGUUUAAGAUCAAGAUGGUAUUUCAUUAAAUGAUUACUCAUUAAACUGAUAUUAAAAAAACACACGUAACUAACCAAAUAUCGGUUGUUAGGCCACCCAAACCAACAAGGGAAGGAGCAGCUUAACAGCUGAAGCUUUAAGUUUUUUUAAAAAAAACCCACACUGACAAUUUAUUUACUUCCCAGAUUUUGUAAGGGAAAAAAUUGUAUGUAAUUUACUAUUACGCUGUAAAUAAAUAUAAAAAAAUUGUAUGUUAUUACAAGAGAAGAUGUAAUUUCAAAGAUAAAUAAAUACAGA